Didymella exigua CBS 183.55 is the source of this 1914-nucleotide messenger RNA. RefSeq lists its product as uncharacterized. Gene Ontology annotation, biological process: circadian regulation of gene expression; entrainment of circadian clock by photoperiod. Gene Ontology annotation, molecular function: DNA binding; FAD binding. The coding region runs from base 1 to 1914 and encodes 637 amino acids. The record is from RefSeq and is a predicted model, not a curated record. The transcript is spliced from 2 exons. Lineage: Eukaryota; Fungi; Ascomycota; Dothideomycetes; Pleosporales; Didymellaceae. Gene Ontology annotation, cellular component: nucleus; cytoplasm.
AUGCCGCCGAAGCGCAAAGCGGUUAUUCCGCUGAACGCGGCCUCAGCGAUUAAUUACACCGACUCUACCGGUGACCGCGCAAACAAGCGGUCGCGCAUAUCUAAACCUUCGACCAACAACUUCAGGAAGGAAGUACCGCCUGAGCCGUUAACGGCCCGCAAUGCUGAGAAUGGUGGGCCAGGUGAGAAAGCUGAGACUGAGGUCAUCAGUAAGGACGGGGAACUUACAUUUGAUCACUCGCGCCCCGAGGAGCGCUCAGGCAUUGUCGACAGACGGUACUAUCCCGCGGAGAUGAGAAAUGAGCGAUGCGCGCAAUACAACGGCAACGAGAUACCCCGGCCUAUCGAGUUGCUGAGCAAGGCUAUUGGCGAGACUACUGCUGCCCGAACGGCGAUUCGUGGCAUGAAGCAAGGCGAUGCGGUGCUACAUUGGUUCAAGCGGGACCUGCGCAUUCGAGAUAACACUGGCUUGAGCAGAGCAAGUGCGCUGGCGAAGGAGAUGAAGAAGGGCGUGAUUGGUGUGUGGAUCAUGAGUCCGCAGGACUGGGAAGCGCACUUGGUGAGCCCGGCAAAGUGCGACUUCGAGUUGCGCUCUGUGGAGAUUCUGAGGAAAGAGCUGGCGGAGUUGGACAUACCCCUACACAUUGAGGUCAUUGAGAAGAGGCGGAAUGUCCCGAAACGACUGAUUGAGAUGGCGAAGGCAUGGAAUGCCAAGAACGUAUUCUGCAACAUCGAGUAUGAGCCCGACGAACUGCGGCGCGAGGAAAAGCUCGUCAAGUUAAUGCUGGAGGAAGAUAUCAACUUCGACCCGCAACAUGAUGACUGCGUCGUCCCUCCAGGUACGCUAAAGACGGGUGGUGGGAAGCAGUAUGCGGUAUACACCCCCUGGUAUCGCAACUUCGUCAAUUAUCUGCAUUUGCACCCGCAUGUGCUUGAUGAGCGACCGAUGCCGAGUCAGAAUCCUUCAGGCUUCCGCAAGAAGUAUGAGAGCUUGUUCGAUGCAAAGGUACCGGAGGCACCAGAAAGCAAGAGGCUGUCAGAUGAGGACAAAGAGCGCUUGCAUCAUCUGUAUCCGGCUGGUGAAGCAGCAGCUCUGGAGCGACUGGGAAGGUUUCUGAAGGAGAAGGUCGGGAAGUACAAGGACACACGAAAUUUUCCGAGCAAGAACAGUACUGCGAGACUCAGUCUGCAUCACGCCGCUGGCACUCUCGCGGCGCGCACAAGUGUAAGACUGGCAAAAGACGUCAACACCACGAAGAAGCUCGACGGUGGGGUCCAAGGCAUUCAAAGUUGGAUUUCCGAAGUAGCAUGGCGCGACUUCUAUCGACAUGUGUUGUGCCACUGGCCCUACGUAUGCAUGCACAAACCCUUCAAGUUCGAGUAUACAAAUGUCGCAUGGGAGUACAGCGAUCCUAACCUCGAAGCCUGGAAGACCGGGCGCACCGGCUACCCCAUCGUCGACGCCGCAAUGCGCUGCAUGAAUAUCACGGCUUACAUGCACAACCGGCUACGCAUGGUGACCGCAUCCUUCCUCGCGAAGCACUUACUCCUCGACUGGCGACUGGGCGAGCAACACUUCAUGUUGAAGUUCAUCGACGGCGACUUCAGUGCAAACAACGGUGGUUGGGGCUUUGCGAGCUCAACCGGCGUGGAUCCGCAGCCGUACUUUCGCGUGUUCAAUCCAUGGCUGCAGAGCGAAAAGUUUGAUGAGGAUGGGGAGUUUAUCAAGUUGUGGGUACCGGAGUUGAAAGACAUCCAGGGUAAGGAAAUCCACAACCCGUAUGCAAAGCCAGGCACGAAGGCUGCAGCCAUCGCCGCGAAGAACGGGUACCCAAAGCCGAUUGUUGAGCACAAGUUCGCGAGAGAAAGGUGUUUGGUGAGAUACAAGGCGGGUAUCGGACGGGACACGGCAUGA